Bipolaris sorokiniana ND90Pr is the source of this 1040-nucleotide messenger RNA. RefSeq lists its product as uncharacterized. The record is from RefSeq and is a predicted model, not a curated record. Lineage: Eukaryota; Fungi; Ascomycota; Dothideomycetes; Pleosporales; Pleosporaceae. Bases 182 to 664 code for a protein of 160 amino acids. The transcript has a single exon.
UCUCUCUCUACACUUGUUCGAUUUUUACUAAAGUCAUCAAAAGUAAUAAUACUGAUCUAGUACUAUCGUUCGGCGAACUCCAUCAUCCAUAGCGCGCAAUGACGUCACGAACAACCCGCGCAAACAUCUCUUCGUAAACAUACUCUCUGUUACAGUUGCUACCCCUAAAUGAACCACCACCAUGUCUUCCGCAGCCUCUGAUCCAGACAAAAUAAUAGAUGCGCGCUCCACCUCCGCCCUCGCAUCCACCCGACGCAAUCUACGCUACCUAUACGACCCCAAAACCGCCCCCAACGCCAUUUCCUCGCGGCGCACACGCGCACUUUUGCGAGUCCUGCGAUCAAGCAUAAUUUUUGUUUUCUGGCGGCUAGUCCGAUAUGCCAAGUACGUUGCGAUUGGGUCUCUAGUUGCGACGGUGGGCGCAGGGGCUUUUGGUACAUUCGUUAGUGGCGCGGGGUUUGUGCUUGCGCCUACGGGAAUUGCGGGCACGAUUUUUGCGGCGACGGUGUGGGGGAUAGGUCGAUAUGCAGUUGGAAAGGUGAAGAAGAGGUGGGGGGUGAGCAGAGGUUUUGAGGAUGAGGAGGAGGAAGAGGAGUUACGGGGGAUGAGGAGGAAAAGGACGGAUGCCAGGAUGGAAUAUGGCGCGGAGGCUAUGCCUUGGUGAUGGAAUUUCCACAGUUGUCAAGAGGGGGCUGGAUAGCUGGGGUGAUUCGCAUGCUACGAUGUUUUGUCCCGGAUGAGUCCAAGAAACGGAACUGAAUGCUCGAUCAUGGCACCGGUUUUCACCAUCGCAUAUGAAUUGUCGGCGCCAUCGAGGCACAUGCAUUCAUUCCUCUCGAUGUCUUGCCAAGAAAAAGGAGAGGAACGAAAAUGGACUAGAAGACACUCGAGAGAUAGACUAUGGUGGCGAAAAGUGUCUAUGGAUACCGAGAAUAGUAACCGAAAUAUACGUUUCGUUCAUCCGGAGAAGACUGUAUCCGAAAAAUCUGGAGGUCCACAAAAUGGUGGUGGACAGGUCAUCAAACCGAAACAAGCAAGAC